Cuscuta campestris is the source of this 3268-nucleotide messenger RNA. The record is from the annotation of a GenBank genome assembly. NCBI's taxonomy places the organism in Eukaryota, Viridiplantae, Streptophyta, Magnoliopsida, Solanales, Convolvulaceae.
AGUGGUAACCCUUAUUUGUAAAUUUUUAUUUUUUACUUCAAUUCUAUGUAAACGUUUGCUUUUUGUUCAAUUUUUACACUUUUUUUUACCUUGUUUAUGUUAAUUUCAUAAAAUUCCAAAAUGGUUGAUGUUCUUUAAUGGGUUUUUUUUCAUGUUUAUAUUAAUAUCUCUUAUGAAUGAGAAUUGAUUCAAACUAGUUUUUCUUCAAUUAUUGAGCAAGUUGUUGUUGAAUUGGUUGAAUUACAUAAUUUGAUUUCAUAAGUAGGUUGGUAUGUGGAAUUCGGUUUUUGUUGAAGCUAUUUUAGCUCCAUAAGAUAGUUAAAUAAACUCCGAAUUCAUACGUGAUUCUUUAUUGUGCUUUGUGUUCGUUGUUUUAAGGAUUUUGGACUUCUUAGCCCCAUAAGUUGAUUCAUUUUUCUUAGAAUUCGUUAUUGAGUGAUUAUUAUGUUUUCAUGUGUUUGUUUGUUAUUUUCAUUGAAUUAAGGUUGUUUAAGCUCAAAAACAAUUCUCAAUUUAUUGAAAAUAUGUUGUGUUCAUUUAUGUGAAUAGAAAAAAUGUCAUUGGUUUGAGGAGUUCAUGAAAAUCUGUGAAAUGUGCUCAUCAUUAGGAGAAAAAGUUUGUUAAAAUGCAUAAGGUAUUGGCAGUUUGUGAAUAGAUUAUGUAUGAGAGUUGAAUGCAUAAUAGAUUCUCUCUUUUAUAAACUUUUUCUAUAGUGGAAGUAUGUUCUCAUGCUUGAAUAGAGAGUUGGGGUUCUAAGGUAUAUUUCAAAACGGGCCUUUGAAUUGCAUGACUCCGGGCCGUGUGGAGAGUUGACAAUCCUCCAUAUCGUGGUUAAGGAAAUGAAUCGACUCGGCCUUUGAUUGUUUUUUUCUAUUCUUAAGUGCGUAAGUUACGUAAUAUAUUGUCUACGUGUCUAUUAUACGUGUAAUGUUUGAUUUGUGUUUGUUCUCUUUUUCAUUUUGUUUCAGGGUCUUGGUGGUGUUUUUUUGGGUUUACUUUUGUUGGAGGAGUUGAUUAUCUUUAGAGCUUCUUUUCCCCCAUUUAAUUAAAAAACCAAAAAGAUUUACUUUUUAUUCAAACCCCCCCCCCUUUGUGUUUUAUGUUUAUAGUUAUAAUAUAGUUCUUCGUUUAUAAGUUAUAUUUAUAAGUUUUAAAAUUUAUUUAGUUAUAAGUUUUAUUAUAAGUUUUAUACGUCUUAUCAUAUGUGUAGUAGUUAGUUUUAUUUUUAUAUUUAUUUUCGUGACAACGUGUUCGCAUGCUAAUUGAUUUUAAAAAGUACAAACUUUCUCCAUGGGAUCGACCCUUACUUGCCCUAGCUAUAGUUUUUAUUUGAUUAUAUUUUGGGGGUUAGUUAAGGAUAUUUUAUAAAUUUUUAAUUUGUUUUGGACCACACGACAAGUCCUCAACAAUUCCAAUGUUUUGGACAAAAGAUAGGCCUAAUCAGCAAAGUGCGCCGAUCGUGUGGUAGUCUGGUCUAGAACAAACCUUGAUGUCAUCCUUAGUGAGACCGGGGUCUUCAAAUGAGAGCUGCUCGGGUAAGUGAGAUAGGCACAAAGGAUGCACCCCUCGCCUUAGAUCCGAGAGCAAAUAGUUCACGUCGUGGAAGACGGAUAUAUAAGAGUGCGUCGAGAUGGACGGCUUACCUCGGCCUCGCGAAUAGUAUCGUCGCGGACGAUUUGGGGUGCCUCGCGGGGAGGGCUUACCUCAGCCUCGUAGAAGAGGAAAUAAAAUCGUGUCGUGGGAGACAGAUGGGAGUGCGUCGCAGUGGAUGGCUUACCUCGGCCUCGUGGAAGAGGAAAUGAGAUCACGUCGUGGAAGACGGAUGGGAGUGCGUCGCGGUGGACGGCUUACCUCGGCCUCACGAUAAUAUCGUCGCAGACGAUCUUCAACACCUCGUAGGGAGGUUUUACCCGGCCUCGCUAAGGAAUGACUAAAUGAGUUGGAUCUGAGCCAUGCAUUGAGGUAAGUCGCUGGCCUGUGUGGGGUGUGAGAUUAAGCUUCGCACCCAUCCCACAUCAGGGCUUAAAGUGUUGAACACAAAGUGUAAUACCGUCGUCCAAGUGAGGUCUGAUCACAUGUAGUGGACAAGGACAAUUGAAAUAAUGGUGUCAAGGACACUUAUCUUUUUAUUACCCACUGCACCAUCUCCACAAUAAAGUUCCACGUGCCUGCUCAAUUUCACUGCUCAAUUCCAGUGAAUAGUCAUUGGACCCGACCUAUUUUUCAAAUUUAGAUCUGCAUCUUGGAUUUCACUGCUGUGUCGUGGUGUAAAUAGUGUAGCCAGCGAUUUGGAGCAGCUUCACCAGCGCUAGGAUUAUGGACGGAGCUGACCACAGCCGAACCGAGUGAAGGAGUAGGUGACAGGAGGCUGACCUUCGUGGGUGAACCGUGGAUCUGGGCCAUCCUCCGAAGCAGGAGGCAUUCCAUCGUCGCUGGCUGAUUCGUGAACCGUCGGAACACCUCCCCGUUAGAUUUCGCUGUAAUCGGGACGCUAAAAAAACUCGCCGACGGACCUCGUCGCCGGCAGUGUCACGCCAUCGACAGAGCUCGUCACUGCUCCAGAGUCAACGGCCUUCGUCACUAGCUGCGUAGAGGAGGGACGCCGUGCAUUGGAGUCAUCAGAGUGGUCAUCAACUAGCCCAUGGGAUGACGGAUCUGCAGCAGAUCUACCCUCCUCGCUACCUCCGACUCCACUCGCCGGCGAGAGUCAAGCGGUCAACGGCGGUGCUGCGAAAUCUGGCCAGAGAUGGGUGGCACAUCCAAGAUUUGCGGUUGACUAACGUCAAAUUCCGGAGCAGCCGAAGCCGUCGAAACGCCUCUGAGCGUCGCCGAUGAUGAGCAGGGCUUCACAGGGUCGGGUCGUCCAGAGCAUUGACGGUGAACAGAGCUUCGCUGAGUCUGUAGUAGAGCCAAUGUUGUUGCUGAAGAUGCCGAAGGAAUUUGGAAAAAAUCCUUCCUUUUAAUCCAAGAAAAACACGAAUGGAAAAGAAGUGUCUUGCUUCAACGUGGACUGCCGAUUAAAGCUCCACCGACAGCCACCAUUGGCUGUAAAAUGAAAAAGGAAUAGAAGAAAAAUUGUGUCUAGCACGCUUGAUGUGUUCGACACUCUCAAUGAAAGCACCAUUGUUGGAAUAUGGAAUCCAUGGGUAGAAGAAGAAGAGAAAAUGUGUAGAGAAGAUCAUGAAUAGUAUUGGUGUUAAGCCCCCUCCUCCCCACCCCUCCCUCCCCCACUCUUCCAAGAAAAAGAGUAUAAAUAAGGAGAGUUAGG